AUGGUGGGCAGCCUGACGGCCUCACUCGCCGCCCUCACGGGACUGCAGUCGCUGCUGCUGGGCGGCAACUCCCUCACCGGCUCUGUGCCCUCCGCCUGGAACACCGGCGCUGCGCUGGGCUCGCUCACGGUCAUCAACCUGACGGCCAACGCCAUCUCGGCACUGCCCACCAACUUUGGGGCGGGAGGCUGCUCCAACCUGGUCACCCUGGCCCUCGACUCCAACGGCAUGACGGGGAGCCUGCCCGGGUCGCUCACCCUCACCGCGCUGAAGGCGGCCACCUUUGUGGGCAACGCACUGACGGGCUCGAUCCCCACCUGGUCCAAGGGCUUGCCCUCCUCUGCCAGCGUGGCCGUACUGCCGCAGACGGGGACCACGAGCCUGUGCGGCUCCGUGCCGGCCUCCCCCGGCCUGACAUACUCCUCGAGUGGCACCAGCUUCGCGCUCGCCAACUCCCUGGGCUCCUGCUUCGUGCCCUGCAGCCAGACCGUCACCACCAGCCUGACCGGGACCAACCUAUUUGACGUGGCGGUGGCUGCCAAUGUCACCGCCUGGGACCUGGCCCGCGGCAACCUUCUGACGCCGGGUCAGGGCACUGCCAGCUCGGUCACCAUCCCCUGCUAUGGCACCGGGUCGCCCGUGGGCAGCUAUCUGGGCGGCGACGCCGCCUACGGCGCGCUGGCCUGGGGCUCGGCCUCGGGCGCGGCCUCGGUCACGUCGCACUCCACCUCCUCCUGCCUGGCCGCCUCGGGCACGGGGUCCUACGUGCGCGUGGACCUGGCAGCCAGCUACGCGCUGGCCUCCGUCGUGCUGGUCCUGGCGGGCAACGGCCUGGCGGGCGGCGCGGUGUCGGUCGGCGUCGCGGCCGACGGCUCCGACGCCACCACCUGCGCCUCGGGCCUGGUGCUGGGCGCGGGUACCGUGGCCGUCACCUGCGCCGCCAGCGGGCGCUACGUGACCGUGUCCGGCACCACACUGGGCCUGUGCGGGGUGCAGGUCUACCCCGCCGUCUCCGACGCGGCGCUGGGCAAGGCGGCGACGUACACCACGGCCUCCGGCACCGCGACGCUGGCGUCCUUCUCCACCGCCGCCAAGCUGGGCAUCGCGGGGUCCAGCCCGUCCUUCGUGCUGGACCUGGGCUACACCGCCAGCCUGGCCUCGGUGGUGGUCGGCUCGCCGACGGGCCUGGGCGUUGUGUCGCUGCAGGCCAGCAAUCCGCUGGCGGGGACCUCGCCCUCGUCCAGGCGCCUCCUGCGCGCGGCGCCCUCGGGGGUCGAUGCCGCAGGGGUCGCUGGUGCGGGCGGCGAGGCUGGAAUGGAGCAGCUCGGUGCGGAGACCCGCGCCACCACCACGGCAUCCGCAGUCGGCCGCCGGCUGCUGGCCAGCACGGCGUGCAGCGCCGGCAGCGGCGCCGGCGCCUGGACCUGCGCCGGGCUGAGCGGGCGGUACCUGGUGCUGGCCGCGUCGGACGGCACGCUGUCCUUCACCACCCUGCGUGCCUUCGCCUCGGCGGCGCCGGCGCUGGCGGUGCCGCCGCCGCCCCCGCCCCCCGGCGGCGGCGCCACCCUCACCUCCCAGCUCAUCUUUGUCGGCGGGACGGUGGCCACCUUCCGCCUGACCAGCACCUCGGACCGUACCGUCUUCCUGGCGGCCAUCAAUGCCGCCUUCCAGGCCGCGAUCGAGGACGCGGGGUACGAAAUGACCACCGCCGACACCACGCUGGAGAGCGCCACGACGUCGAUCAAUCCCAGCGAGUACGGGUACACGGGCAGCGUGCCCUCCGGCGCACAGACCCUGCUGCUGACGGUGUCCUACACCACCACCCUGCCGGCGACCUCCGUCGACAGCGUGCUCGGCACAUCCAGCGUGGCCUCGGCCAUCUCCUCCUCCCUGGACGCCUCGGGCUUCGGCGCGCCCGCCAAGCAGGUGGGGGAGGGCUCCUUCGGCCGCGUCUACCUGGCCAAGUGGCACGAGACGCUGGUGGCGGUCAAGGUGCUCAUGGCCACGGGCGUGGACAUCGAUGACGUGGACGAGGCCGCGCGCGCGCUGACCAUGUCCAACCCCAUCAUGGCCAGCCUGCACAAGGCGAGGAGGGGGGGGGGGGAGGCGCACAUGAUGGCGAGCAUGCGCCACCCCAACGUGGUGGGCUUCCUGGGCCUGUGCACCAACCCGCCCUGCGUCGCGUCCGAGUACUGCGCGCGCGGGUCGCUGACGGACGUGCUGCGCGGCGCGGCGCGGUCCCCCGCCCGCGCCGCGCAGCUGGACUGGUCGCGCCGGCUGAACAUGGCGCUGGACGCGUGCAAGGGCAUGCUGUACCUGCACUCCCACGCGCCGCCCAUCGUGCACCGCGACCUCAAGUCGCCCAACCUGCUGGUGGACCGCCACUGGCGCGUCAAGAUCUCCGACUUCAACCUGUCCAAGCUGCUGGAUGGCAGCCCGGUGAUGAGCAGCCUGGCCGCCACCAACCCGCGCUGGCUGGCGCCGGAGAUCCUGGCGGGGCACGCCGCCACCUUCGCCUCCGACGUCUACGCCUUUGGCAUCGUGCUGUGGGAGAUGCUGACCUGGGAGCUGCCCUGGCCCACCUCCAACCCCUGGCAGGUGGUCACCGUGGUCACCGAGGGCGGGCGCCUGGCAGUGCCCGACCGCGCCGCGCUGCCGGGCCCCGACACCCAGGACUGGGACGGGCUGGACGCCUACGUCGACCUCAUCCGCGCCUGCUGGGCCCAGAACCCCAACGACCGCCCCACCUUCAGCGAGGUCAUCCCCGUGCUCAGGGACCUGUUGGAGGCGCUGAUGCACAAGAAUGCCACGCAGGGGCGGCCCAGCUCGACGCCGGUGGGCCCGCCCACCAUGGCCGAGCCCCUGUACCUUAAACAGGCCGCCAGCCUGAGCAGGCUGGGCGCCACCAGGAGCAACGGCGGCGGGGCCGGCGACUCCGUGCCCGGCGACCCACCCGCCCCGGGCAGCACGGCUUGA
Auxenochlorella protothecoides is the source of this 2976-nucleotide messenger RNA. RefSeq names its product Serine/threonine-protein kinase CTR1. The record is from RefSeq and is a predicted model, not a curated record. Lineage: Eukaryota; Viridiplantae; Chlorophyta; Trebouxiophyceae; Chlorellales; Chlorellaceae. The coding region runs from base 1 to 2976 and encodes 991 amino acids. Gene Ontology annotation, biological process: protein phosphorylation. Gene Ontology annotation, molecular function: protein kinase activity; ATP binding. The transcript has 8 exons.